This is a messenger RNA of Colletotrichum phormii, 804 nucleotides long. RefSeq lists its product as uncharacterized. The transcript is spliced from 2 exons. The coding region runs from base 1 to 804 and encodes 267 amino acids. Lineage: Eukaryota; Fungi; Ascomycota; Sordariomycetes; Glomerellales; Glomerellaceae. The record is from RefSeq and is a predicted model, not a curated record.
AUGGCACGCGCCAGACCCUCGAGUUCUAACUCUCGUCUGAAUCUGCGGGAAAUCCUCGAGGAAGGGCGGUCAUAUAUUGCCGCUUGCGACAAGCGACGAGCCGCCGGCUGGCCGCUGAGAAAAUACAACGACCUGACAGCGUCCGAAAAGGAAAUACCUGACCGGUGGAUGGCAAGAUUCUACGAGUGUAACCAUUUGGGCAAGCUCGAUACGGCGGAAGCGAGAGAGACUGCGAGAGCCAAGCUGUGGGGGCUGGUAUUUUCCACCUGGGACACAGACAGCUCUCCACCGCAACCUGCACGUCUCGUCGCCAGAAAGACAACGGAUAGCAUAUUCAAAAUUGGGAUCCUGAGAGAGGAUGUCGAGCCUUCCAAGAAGCGAAAGGCCGAUGACUCGAGUGUCCCCGCGCCUGCUUCACGUCCCCAUGGACCGCGUUCCCGCGGCGCCGACGUCUUUAUCAAGGCCGACAUCAACUGGGCAACCGAAGACCUGGGUUUCAGCUUGUGCGACGCUAGAGGUGCAAACUUCACCUCCGACAUCAAGUUUGAGUGGACGCAUGGCUACUAUCCUAGCUUUGCCAUGGAAGAAUGCGCAAAAGUCUACUGGAAUAGGUACGAGCUGUUGUACUCCCUCAAGAACAACUUGGGAGGCCGUGACGAAGCGAGCCUUCCCGAGGCUCGUACUAUUGUACGAUGGCCCUCAAACUCCACGGACGUCGCAGCCCAACUUCCCUACGUGAUCGACAAGACGCCCGACAACGCGAAUGAGCUGUUGACAAGCGUGAAGCUCUGUGCCGAUCUUUAG